CUAGACCAUUCACUCACACACACACACACAUCAGAUCUAGACCAUUCACUCACACACACACACACACACAUCAGAACUAGACCGUUACCAGACCAGUCACCAUGGCCGACAGUAAGGGCGCCGCAGCAAGUAAACUGGUGGUAAGGAAGAAGGAGAGGACGACGAAGACGAAGGAGGUGGUGAAUGUGGAGGUCAAGAGAGAGGUGAAGACUGAGGUGAAGCGGGAGGUGAAGAGAGAGAUGAAAUCGAGUUUGGUGAAGAAGGAGGAGAAGGUUCUGUCGGUGGGAGAGAAGGUGGAGGGGAGUGGAGAAGUCCCGGUGGAAGAAGGAGCAGCGGCUAAUGGAAACGCCGCGCCUGCCAACGCUAACGGGCCCAAUGGAGAGUACGAACCAAUGGAGCUGCCUCCAUGGGAGAUCAUAGAAGGGGACCGCAUCGACCCGUUCCAAUUCAAGUUCCAGUUCAAGAACGUGGAGUAUUCUUCAGGCCGUAACAAAACGUUUCUGUGCUACCUGGUGGACAAGGGCAAAGCUUCUGACGGUCUGUUGAGAGGUUACCUGGAGGACGAACACACAGGAGUCCACGCAGAGGAAGCCUUCUUCCAGCAGAGUCUCCCAGACUACGACCCUGAAGUCAAAUACACCAUCACCUGGUAUAUGUCGUCCAGUCCCUGUGCGGCCUGCGCGGCUAAAAUGGUGGAGGUGCUCAAGGCCAGAAAGACUGUCAAGAUGACCCUCUUCUCAGCACGACUCUUUGAGUGGGAGGAGCCAGAGAUCCAGGCGGGGCUGAAUGCUCUGUCCCAAGUAGGCUGUAAACUGAGGAUGAUGAAGCCCAUGGACUUCACCUACGUCUGGGACACUUUCGUGCAGAACGACGACCUAACGUUCACUCCCUGGGAGGACUGCCAGGACAACUAUGAGUACUACCACGAGAAAUUGGCUGACAUCCUUCUGUGAUCACAGAAGGCUUUUGGUCCAGAACCCACCCUCCACCGGCAGCCUCCACUAUCUGAGCAUCGUGUGAUGUGUACAUGACUCAACUAUUCACAGAACAGUGUGUGUGUGUUUGUUCAUGUGUUUCAAGCCGUCCUGCUCUACACACAUUUUGAAUCUCGCUCCAGACAAUCCCUUUCUCAUGGAACUCUUCGCCCCAGCGUACAAGACCCGUUUGGGGUUGUUCUCACAGGACGUGUGUCUGCCGGUUCAUCUGUGAAUUGGUUCUUAACCCUAAAAAAGCCCUGCAAGAAUGCACACCUGAUUCAUAAAGUAUAAAUUAUCACUUGUUUAAUUACAAUAUAAGCUAUAGCAAUUUGUCCGUCUCCUUCUGUGUCCUCAAAAGGACGUUUCAUAACUGCAGAAGUUAACUUUUCAUAUCUGCACUGAUGUUCCAUCUGUCAUUCAGAGAAUAUUCUUUGUAUGAAUAUCAAAAUAGAUAUUUUAUAACGAUACCCUAGACUUUUUUGUUCAACUGAAGCAGAAAAAAAAUGUUAUUGUUAUUAAUAGUGAUUCAUGAUGAUGUGCGAUCAAUAUUUUUGUUUUACACAAUUUGUUGAAGGAAAACAUUUUUGUAGCUUAAUGGUGUUUGUAGUAAAUAGUGGAUAGAAUGAUAAAACGCUUUUUUUACAGAAAGAAUAAAGAUUGUUGUGUUGCGUGAGCACACCUUUUUAACUUAUAAAUCUAGUGAUGGAAAUAUAAGCAAAGUACAGUAUAUUAUUUAUACAAAAAAUUGAAAUAAAAGAAGUGU
This is a messenger RNA of Esox lucius (northern pike), 1740 nucleotides long. RefSeq names its product apolipoprotein B mRNA editing enzyme, catalytic polypeptide-like 2a (gene apobec2a). Bases 102 to 953 code for a protein of 283 amino acids. Gene Ontology annotation, biological process: cytidine to uridine editing. Gene Ontology annotation, cellular component: cytoplasm; nucleus. Gene Ontology annotation, molecular function: RNA binding; cytidine deaminase activity. Lineage: Eukaryota; Metazoa; Chordata; Actinopteri; Esociformes; Esocidae. The record is from RefSeq and is a predicted model, not a curated record. The transcript has 4 exons.